Messenger RNA from Cololabis saira (Pacific saury), 3492 nucleotides. It is a transcript of the gene ogna, whose product is annotated as osteoglycin, paralog a. Gene Ontology annotation, molecular function: protein binding. Bases 1 to 1314 code for a protein of 437 amino acids. The transcript has 9 exons. Lineage: Eukaryota; Metazoa; Chordata; Actinopteri; Beloniformes; Belonidae. The record is from RefSeq and is a predicted model, not a curated record.
AUGUGUCGUGUAGGAUCAAGAAUAACAGAUGUUUCAGGGAAAGCAGCCGCAUCUCCAGGUGUUGGACAAGAGUCCGUGGACGUCGUCCUGAAGACCUUCAGAAGCUGUGAACAGCAACGACACGUUAAACCCGGCCAGCCAUCCUUCUACGGAGAGAUGGAAACCCCCCACUGGGGGGCCGAGGUGUCGGGGGGGAAACCCCCACCGGGGGGCCGAGGUGUCGGGGAGGAAAGAGCUUCCAGGCUCAGAGGACCUCCAAGGGGAAACAGAGGAAACAGAGCCCCGCCCCCGUCCUCGUCCUCCCAUCACCGACGGACAGAUUCUCAGAAACGGCAGGAUCUGGAUCUGGAUAAGCCCAAACGCCUCCAUCGCUUGACAGCCAAGGCUGAAACCCCCGGACCUCCAACAGCUGCCGGGCCGGCCCGACACAAGCCCCUCCUGGCUCCAGCCUUUAAAUGCAGCCACUCGGCUCGUGUGAGCGGAGGACUCCAGCACCCCCGAACCCAGGCUGCUCCGGACGCCACCACCAUGAGGUUUAUCUGCUGCCUGCUGCUGCUGUGGCUGCAGACGGCCGCCGCCGCCGGACACGCCAGCAUCUCCGGGGCCCGGAGGGCGCGGAGGGCGCUGCCUCCCGCUGACGAGCCUGACGACGGUGCCAUGGCCGGGGGAGACGACGCCUCCGAUCUCCCCACCUGCCUUCUGUGCGUCUGCCUGACCGGCUCCGUCUACUGCGAGGAGGUCAGCCCCGACAUGACCAGCGUUCCCACGCUGCCCAAGGAGACCGCGUACCUGUACGCCCGCUUCAACAAGAUCAAGAAGAUCAGCACCAGAGACUUCGCCGACAUCCUGACCCUGAAGAGGAUCGACCUGACGGGGAACCUGAUCUCGGAGAUCGAGGACGGUGCGUUCUCCAAGCUGACGCUGCUGGAGGAGCUGUCUCUGGCCGAGAACCGGCUCGUCAAACUCCCCGUGCUGCCCGGCAAACUCACGUCCUUCAACGCAAACUACAACCUCCUCAAGACCCGGGGGGUCAAGGCUAACGUCUUCAAGAAACUGACCGUGCUGGCGAACCUGUACCUGGCUGACAACCAGCUGGAGGCAGUUCCCCACAUCCCGGAGAGCGUCCGGAUCCUGCACCUACAGAACAACAACAUCACCGAGGUCAACGUGGACACCUUCUGCAGGUCCAACGACAGCUACUACCUACGGCCCAGUCUCAGCGAGGUCCGCAUGGACGGCAACCCGGUGGUGCUGUCCAAGAACCCCGACAGCUUCACCUGUAUGAGAGUGCUGCCCGUGGGACAGUACCGCUGAGGCGGCGCCGGACCCGCCGGACCCGCCGGACCCACCGCAGCACCUUCCUGGCUCAUGGGGACCUUUUCCAACCACCAUGACUUUGAGGAGCUAGUCCCCUGGCGGGGGGUAAAGGUGUCAUCACUCCCACUUCAUCCAACCUCAAGUUUCACUCGCAGGUCAAAAUAGAAAGUGUUUAUUGGACCGAAGGCGUUUCUCGGCUCGUCUCAACCUUUAAAAAUAGGUACCACUGAUGCACCUGCACCACUGGUCCAGCUUAGUCAGGAUAAAGAAGGUGUCUAUCAUUAUCCCCCCCCACCCCCCCAGUAAAUCACAAAGACCGACUCCCAGAGGGCACCGUGAGUGUACGUUUACAAACGGGAAGCUGGCGUCACUCCGACCCGAUUAUGAACCGGACAAAUGCCUCUGAUUUCCAAGAGUGGGGGUCCCAGUUAGUUUUAGAGCAUCCGUCUCCAUCACCAGGACCAGCCCCCCCCCCCAAUGGGGAAUAUCAGGAACUUCAGCAUGGGCUCAAAAAACUGAUGGGUGGGAGGUGUUUUUUGAGUUGGUGCUGAUUGUUCAUGCUGUAUGCAGAUGACGUUAUUCCCUUCGUAGAGGAUGCAAACAGCCGACACACAUGCAGCAAACAUCGUAGCUCCUCAUUCCAGUUUGCUUUUUGGCAAAGAAGAAAACUGCCAGUCCCGUUGCCACGGCGAUAGUUCAAGCGGGCGCCAGGCUGAUUUCGUACCACAACUUCAGAUCUACUACAGCAGAUCUGACGUUUGACCUGAAAUCUCUAAAUUAAACCUAUUUUAAAAGAUAACUAAUCUCAACAGCGUUGGUCCUUAGAUGAAGCUUCCGUAAACCCUCAACCUCCAAUUCAGCCUCCCGGAUCUAUUUUUAGAUCUUCUACAUGUCAACAAGAGGUCUCUUUUGAUGAAAGGAGGCGUUUUUCUCAUCCCAACCUCUUUAAAUCAGUAAACAACGAUGACUACCAGACAGGUUACAGCUUUUAUUCACAGCAUUCGGACCUUUGACAGUCCGGAGCAUCGUAACGUUGGACCCCUAGCGUCAUCCCUUUAAGGAAGCAGUGAACACAACCAGGUGAAUGGACUCUCUCCUCUUUUGCUCUUGAGGACCUUUGACCCUCCGUCCAGAGGAGGACGACCUCUACUGGACGGAGGAUGGAACAUCUCCAAGAGCAACGACAGAAGAGAGUCCACACUCAAACGCCCCCGACGACUGAGCUGACACCGGCGGAGUCCGAUGGACCGUUUCAUUUUGACCUGACCUUUGACCUUCUCCUACCCGGAGCGAAGGAAACACACCUUCCGCUUAAAACCGUAACAACCAACCGAUUCUUAACAAAACAGUCUUGUUACACAGACUGAUAUAAAUCACAUCUCUAAAUCUGAGACACCAAUAUGUUAGCCAAAUAUUGUAAAAUCUGUACCUGCAGUUUUAUACUAGACGACCUAUAACAGGAUACCAGGAAAGAUGGAUCUUUUUUUUCCAAUCUUGGAAAGUGAAAUCACAAGUUUCUCAUUGAGAGUCGAAGGAAACGAAGGUUUCAGUCGACGGAGACACAUUUAUACUUUUCUUUUGAGUAAAUCCAAUCCUGUUUCUUCCUCAGUUAGACAUUUCCGUGUCGUUUGUGUCUCCGCUGACAUCCUUUUGCAUGUUGUACAGUAAAACUUGUUGCGGGCCUCCCUGCAGCCUCUGCUCUCUCGGACAGGAAGUCUUAGCGCCCGUCCUUUUAAAAGCUUUUAAUGAUUUUAGUCCCGAUGGUGAUUUCAUGCACGUGAGACGCACACUUAUGUUCUUAAACUAAACUCACGUGACGACUUGCAGACGCAGAUCUGCUAGCAUCGCUGUCGCUAGCGUCUCCAGCCUCCAGAAAGGGGGCGUGGCCACAGUUGCAAGCUUUCUGAAGUUAACUUUUAAGGCUCUGUUUUUCUAAUUUAUAGACUCCAGUUAAGGUGGACUGGAGGACAUGUAUCUAUGAACUAUAGUAAUGUGAAAGUUACUCGUCUGUCUCAGCGACGUCUCGCUCUCGAGUCUUCUCUUCUCUUCCAGUAAUAAAAGUUCACCCUAGAGGUUAUUACUGAUGUGAAUACAACCAUGUGUAUAGGAGGAUGUGUAUGUAACGUGGCUUCAUUUGAUGAUAUUUUAAUAAAGUUAAACUGUUUUUAAUUUAAA